This is a messenger RNA of Mangifera indica (mango), 2886 nucleotides long. Its product is annotated as L-type lectin-domain containing receptor kinase S.4-like. The record is from RefSeq and is a predicted model, not a curated record. The transcript has 7 exons. NCBI's taxonomy places the organism in Eukaryota, Viridiplantae, Streptophyta, Magnoliopsida, Sapindales, Anacardiaceae. Gene Ontology annotation, molecular function: carbohydrate binding; protein kinase activity; ATP binding. The coding region runs from base 409 to 2406 and encodes 665 amino acids. Gene Ontology annotation, biological process: protein phosphorylation.
GUAGCUCAGAUGGUAGAGCGCUCGCUUAGCAUGCGAGAGGUACCGGGAUCGAUACCCCGCAUCUCCAUUCAUCGUUUUUAUACCAUUCCCCUCUCGUCGUUCUCUUUGUUCCUGGUUGUUGUCUCCUCACUAACCUAUCUCGUGGCUUCGAAGUAGUCUUUCAAUGGACCCCAACAGUUUGAAACUGUUAGUGGCGACAACAUUCUUAUCCCAGAAUUUUCCGAGGCUGAGUUUUGUCUAUACAAAAUCCUAAAUCACGGAGCCGCCUUUACGGACUUUACAUGAAUCGCUUUGACUACAUUUGCCUCUGCUUGAAAACUUACUUCAGCUUUAUAAGAAUCUGUUUCCUCAAAAUGGUUCCUUCCAACUCAAAUAGUUUGCAAUUUCUCUCCCUUUUUUGUACCUUCAAUGAGCAAUUUUCUCAUAUUUUUCUCUUCUUUAUUGUUUCUCUCCACUCUAGUAUCAUCCCAAUUCAACGAACUGUUUUUUCCAGGAUUCAAAGAGUUGAGCACCAACAUAACCUUACGUCGAGAUGCAAAAAUCGAGAAAAAUGGCAUUCUUCGCUUAACUGACUAUACCAGCAAUAAUAUACAAGGUCAAGCCUUCUACAGCUCGCCGAUCCAGUUCAAGAACUCCACAAAUGGACAAGUCUUUUCUUUCUCUUCCUCAUUUGUCCUGGGUAUCGUCCCUCGGUCUCCAGGUCGUGGUGGCCAUGGCCUCAGCUUCAUCGUAUCACCAUCUGAUGAACUCAAUGAUUCAUCAAGUAAGUAUCUAGUUGGAAGCGUCACAAAUCAACUAUUUGCGGUGGAGUUUGAUACAUUUCAAAAUAAGGAGUUCUUAGAUAUCAACGACAACCAUGUUGGCAUCGACAUCAACAGUUUGAUUUCGAUUAAAUCUUCAACUGCAGCAUACUUCGAUAACAGUUCAACCAUACAACUCUUGAGUCUCAAGAGUGGAAAACCAAUUCUGGCAUGGAUCGAUUACGAUGCAUCUGAAAAUUUACUAAAUGUCACCAUCUCUCCAAACUAUCCCAGACCAAGAUUGCCCUUAUUGUCUGUUAACGUAAAUCUUUCACCCAUCUUCAAUGAGUUCAUGUAUAUUGGCUUCACUUCUUCAACAGGUCAGCUUUCUAGUUCUCAUUAUAUUUUAGGGUGGAGUUUUAAAAUCAAUGGAGAAGCUGGAGCUCUUGAUCUCUCUUCUCUUCCUUCAAUUCCUCUGAAGAAGAAACAGCUGACAGUUCCUUAUAUAUUGAGAUUGAUGGGGACUUCACUGGCUAUAGUGGUUGGAUCGAUCAUUAUACUCGUCUUGGCUUUUUUUUCCUUCAUUAGAUGGAGAAGAUUUCAACUAGAAGCAAAGUUUCUAUUUGACUUAAUGAGUGAAGCAAAGGAGCUUGAGAUCGAUGGAAAGAAAGGCUUCAACUUGAAAGUAUAUAAAGUGUCAUCCAUUAAGUUAGCCACAGAUAACUUCUCGUCUCAAAGAAAACUUGGAGAGGGUGGUUUUGGACCUGUUUAUAAGGGCUUGUUGCCUGGCGGGCAAGAGGUGGCAAUAAAAAGGCUAUCAGGAAAAUCAAAACAAGGAUUAGUGGAGUUCAAGAAAGAGCUUAUAAUAAUAGCUAAAUUACAACAUACCAAUAUAGUGCGGCUUUUGGGUUUCUGUAUUCAAGGGCAAGAAAAAAUUUUGGUCUAUGAAUACAUGCCAAAUAAUAGUUUGGACACUUAUAUUUUUGAUGCUAAUGAAAGAAGGUUGUUUGAUUGGAAAAAAUGUUUUAAUGUCAUUGAAGAAAUAGCUCACGGACUACUUUAUCUACACAAGUAUUCAAGAUUGAAAAUAAUUCAUAGAGACUUGAAAGCUAGUAAUAUAUUGCUUGACAAAAACAUGAACCCCAAGAUAUCCGACUUUGGUUUGGCAGAAGUGUUUGUCACAACUGAAUCUGAAACAAAUACAAAUAGAGUUGUGGGCACACGUGGUUAUAUGGCUCCUGAAUACGCUAUAAACGGUGUCUUCUUUGAGAAAUCUGAUGCAUUUAGUUUUGGAGUGAUGGUUUUGGAGAUCAUAAGUGGUAGGAGGUGCAACAACACUAUCUUUUAUGAUGGCAGCCCUCUCAACCUGGUUGGAUAUGCAUGGCAGUUGUGGAAGGCAGGUUCAGCCAUGGAACUAAGGAAUCCAGCACUACAAGAUUCAUGUUGUGAGGAGCAAGUUCUGAAAUGCGUUAACUUGGCUCUGCUUUGUGUUGAACACAAUCCAAUAGACAGACCUAGCAUGCCAGUAGUUGUUUCUAUGUUAACAAUAACAAGUGAAGGUGUAAAAUUACCAGCGCCAAAACAACCUGCAUUUUGCAUUGAAAGAAAGGUUGUUGGGGAAAAUGCGAGUGGCAUAAACAAGGCAGGGAAUACAAUUAAUAACUAAACUUUAUCUGUUAUGGAUCCACGAUAAAGGACACUGCGAAACGUCUCACAGUAGCAUGAAUUCAGGAGAUAUUGUUUCUAUUCUGUGGCCCUAUAUGAUUUCUCCCCAUUAGUUUAAAUUGGACCUUUUUCUUUGUAUAAGGUGAAUUGCACUAAUAAGGGAGCUCUCUUUUAUUCUUCCUUUCUUGCUAUUGUUUCUGUGUAAUUCUAGUCAAGGGACUUCAAUAUAAACUAUCCUCUGAGAAAUACCCUUACUCUUCCUACCUCCAACUCCGAAACUGAAGAAAUCAGAUUUUGUAGUGAAGAUGCCAUCUCUAGUAUAUUCAGGAGCCAUUAACAGAGUGAUAAAUCAAGCAGCUUCCUCUUAGAAUCUGUUAGUGGGGAAAACAGAGUGAUAAAAACGCAGGCCAAUGAAAAAUCAAACAACGAAUUUUCAAUGUUGUAAAACCAACUUAGAGAAGAUUUGCAUUCCGAAAAUAAA